Messenger RNA from Gryllus bimaculatus (two-spotted cricket), 5488 nucleotides. The record is from the annotation of a GenBank genome assembly. Lineage: Eukaryota; Metazoa; Arthropoda; Insecta; Orthoptera; Gryllidae.
AUGCUUUCCAGCUUGUCUGUUAUUCAGGACAAGAAUGAAAAAUUAGUCUUGUUGUCCCCAAUAUCUCGUUUCAAAGUCCGACUUUUCUCAAGUUACUUUACAGACAAGACAUGCUCCACUCACCAGUUGGAAAGUCUUUCACCGUAUCAGCAGCAUUAUCCCAGUGUUCUGCAUAAUAUGGUGCUGCUUCAUUUCAGUUCAUGUGAAGUCAAUAGUGAAUGUGAAGAGGUUGUGCAGAAAGUUAAUUUUGAGUUUUACACAUCAGCAAUUUUAGCUGUACAUUCUCUUAUGUUGAUUUCAGGAAAGAAAACAGUAUCUGCCAAUAUGAUGGCAACAGCUAUUCAGGAAAAUGGAAUCAAUUCACUUUCCAAUGGAAACCUCAGUCAUAAAGUGGAUGAACAAAAUAGUUCAUCUCCAAGUGAACAAAGUGAAUCAAUUGUCAAAUCAGAAGAGACUACUGCUGAUAAUAGUGAAACUCCAGAAAUAGACAUUGUUAUUAACAAUGUGGUAUGCAGCUUUAGUGUGAGGUGUCAUUUGAAUCUCCGGCAAAUUGCAUUAAAUGGCUCAAAUGUGGAAUAUAGACGUGAAAAUGGGAUGAUCACAAUGAAGUUAAGAAAACCAUACACAACAGCUUCAAUGUGGUCUUCAGGAAAAAUAACUUGUACAGGAGCUACAAGUGAACCCCAAGCAAAAGUAGCAGCAAGGCGAUAUGCUCGAUGUUUGCAAAAACUUGGUUUCAAAACUAAAUUCAAUAAUUUCCGAGUAGUGAAUGUUCUUGGCACAUGUUCAAUGCCAUUUGCCAUUAAAAUCACUGCAUUUUCAGAGAGAUUUAAGGAACAUGCUGAGUACGAGCCAGAGUUGCACCCAGGUGUCACUUACAAGCUAUAUAAUCCCAAAGCCACUCUAAAGAUAUUUUCUACUGGUAGCAUUACUGUCACUGCUCCAAGUGUUGCUGAUGUCCAAGCCGCCAUCGAACACAUUUUCCCUCUAGUCUAUGAAUUUAGAAAAGAACGUACAAAAGAAGAUAUAUUGGCUCUGCAACUAAAGCAGAGAGGUGUGAAGCGGAAACGAUCUUUCACGCACAUUGACAUUGAGGAACAAGACUAUGAGGAACAUUUUGGUGAUACUUCUGACGAAGAGAACUAUGGUAGUGAUGAGAGCUGGGACUGACAAAGAGCUGAUUCACUUCGUGGUGCAAAACGUGUGUAUAUGUAGAACGUUAUGUAUGCUAUUAGAUAAAUUUGUAAGUAUGGUGUGACUGAUUUUUGUGUGCCUCAAUUGUGGUUACCGAGUUAAGACUGCCUUGUAGAAGAUGAAUCAGUUCACUUGUAUGAUAUGUAUUUUUCAUGAACAUAUCAUGCAACUAGGCUUGUAAGGUGAUUAACACAUUUUGUAAUGAUUUUGUUUCAUUUGCACAUUGUUAGAAUGCCUUAAAAGUGUCAAGACACAAUACUCAUUGUCACUAUGUUGGCGAUUCACUUUUCUUACCAUUUUCAUUAUGCGUAUUAUUUAUUUAUAUUGUAAAAGUAUGAGCAAAUGUAUUUCAGAUGUUUGUAUGUGUCGUGGAUAUUGUUAAAUAAGCUGAAUUGUAGCAUUGUUUGUAGGACUAUUUAAUUGAACAAUUAUCUGAACAAAUACGAGAGUAUAGUCUACUGUAUGGUAUGUUGGUUUAAGAUUACAAAGAUAAUGGAAACACAACCCUGGGAACAAACAAAGCUCGCACUUUUGCAAAACAGUAUUUAUAAAUUUAUACAAGCAUGUAAACAUUGUAAAGUAUCUGUAGUAUUGAUAUAAUGAUUUGUGAUAUAAUUUUUAUGAAAACAAGGCAAUAUUAAGGUUUUUCAUUCUAACAGGUUUUUUUUCUAAUGGGUUUAGAAAUUGAACACUGAACAUUUCGACUUUUGAAACUGACUAAAUUGCUCCUGUGGUGUUUAGAUGCAAAUAUGACUUUAUUGGAGGAAUAUAUUUCCUACGUCUGUUUUGGGUAUUGGUAAAUUUCUUUCCGGUGUGUAAACUUAUGCCUUGGACUAAGUUGGUAACUAGGACAGUCAUAUUUUUUAUGGAUAAAUAUUCCUAAGAAAUGGCUGAUGAUAAUAUGUUUGUACAUAUGCUUAAUAAAUGUAGAUUUUGUUCCAUCAUAUGUAUCAGAGGUAGUAUUUUUGUGUUUUAUGGACUGUAAAAUUGUGAAGUUCAAAUGUUUCAAUAACUGACAUUAUUGUUAGCUCUUGUUAGUAAUACUGAUUGAGAACUGUUUUGUAUGCCUUUUGUUAAAUAUGUUCAUUGCAUAUUAAAGUAGCAUUUUCAUCUGAAUGUAAGCACCAUCUUCCUGUAAUUAAUUUAUCAGAAUGCGAAAUGCAGAAUGUAUUGUUCUUGAAAAGACAAACUUUUGAUUGUAGCAACAUAUGAUAUUUUGACUAUUGGGAAUGUUUUUGCAAUUUUUUCAAUAGAUUUUUAUUGAAGCUACUAAUACAUUUUGCUACGUGUUGCAGGUGAGAUUAUAAAUAACAAUUUUAGUGCUGAGACUAAUUAUUAAAACUCAAUUAUAUGUUAGGCCCUCCAUGACUUUAGCAAAAAAAUUGCUUUCAAAUUGAGCAGUAAUAAAAUAUUUCAUAAGUUGAUAAUUUCUGAAGAACAGUUACAUUUCUGCGAUAUGUUAAUGUUCAAUGUGUAUAUUUCUGAGUGACCAAAAUAAUGAGACAGUUCACUGGUAUUUUGUAUUUUAUUUUCAAAACAUCAAAUUGUCUUUGUAAACAGGAAGUGUAUUUCAUUUUAACCAGUUCUGAAUGUUGGGUCAUUACACUAGCUUAAUUUAUUCAGACACUGCUGCUAGUGAAAUGACUAGAAUCAUUUCAUGGCAUUCAUUAGCUGUUAAAUGGAAUUAAGCUGUUGAAUGUGUGUCUUGAAUUUACAAAUUGAAAGAGUUUCAUAUGUGUUUUUAGUUCCUUAAAUGAAGAUAAAUGAAUAAAGAGUUAAAAUAUCGUGCAGCAAAACUGCGUAAUUCCAUUACAUGAACAUCUCUGAUAUAUUCGCAAAAUGGCCUUAAUUGAAAAUAGUAUCCAGAAUGCGCAAGACUUCACUGAUGAAUGAAAUUUUGAAUGUUCGAGCGGGUUGUGAUUAACAAGAAUAUGGCAAGUGUCUAAUGAUCGUUAGAUCAUUUACUUCAUAGAUUGAUGAAAUAUUAAAAUAACAGAAAAUAGAGAAAAAAUAUUUAUGAACUUUUUAAAAGCCAAGAGAAAUAACAUUUCUUAUUGCAUAAAAGGUAUUUUUAAGAGGUCAAUUGGGUAUAAAAUGAGAGCUAAAUGUUCCCAAGAUGGAUUUUCAUUAUGAACUGACCAAAAUGAUUUUUCUAUCAAAUCAAAUCAAAACUUAAGAUGUACUUUCAUGCAUCAAAGCCUGAAGACUCAAUAGCUGAGGUAAGGAAUAAAACUUGCCUGGAGAUCAAAUAAUCAAUAAAAUUUAAGGAUUGUACUGAAAAAUUCACGAAAAUUUGGAAUUUUUAAUAAAAUUUCAAUGUAAUCGAAAUUUCUGUUUAUUCUUCCUAGAUUAAUUCUGUAACCAAAUCUGCAAUAACGUCCAAUUAAUUUAUUUUUUAUUACUGAACAAGCUCAAGUAUGGUGCGAUGCCAGGUUUAUACAGUAUAUUUACCAUAAAUCUCAAUUAGACCUGAAAGGAAUGAAUUAUACCAGCAGUGGUUCUCUGCCUGCCUGCCUUGCCGUGUCCUGUCCCAUCCCGCCUCCUCCCAUUCCACUCCAUCUGCUUUGUCCCAUUGCAUUGUACUCCACUUUAUCCUGUCCCACCCCAUGCCCUACACAUCCAGUCCCAUCCUGUCCAACUCCCCCUCAAUUCUCACCUCAAUCUACCAUACCUGCCAUAUUAUCUUUGUUACUACAGUUAGGUGUGUUUGUUGCCUACUGGAAAAUUUCUUGUAAAAAUGUUGAUCUUUGAUUGCUUUCUUGGAAUUAAUGUAGUUAGGAGGAAUUUUUUAGAAAUGUCCACUCCUUAUCGGUAUUUUUUCUCACCAUUUUUGGAAUAUUUACAGAAAACCUGAGAGAGCAUGCAUAAAUUUUUGGGUUGUAUUUUGCUCUGGUGCCAAUGAUUAAUAACAUCAAAUAUUCAUGGCUUGCAUUCCUUCCAGAUGUCAAUGAUCAUUUAUAUCUAAAUCGGUGACCCUGUUUUGUAGUUAAUUUUUUUUUAUCAAUUUAAUAAUUUUUCCUUGCAUGUUGAAUCACAGCAUGACUAUCUUGAAUUAUAAAUUGUAGAUGAAUUAUCAGUAGUGUAUGAUCUUUUGCAGUGAGUGUAAGGUAAAAUCAUUUAAGAGUCAAACUUUUUGUCAUUUGUCAACUCCAAAGCAAAGAAUGUCAGGGUUUGAUUUUGUCUAAAUCAUGUAGUAUAGUUUUAUGAAAUCUCAUGUAGACUAACUUUUCUCUUGUUUUGAAAGUUGCUUGACAGAAUUUAAAUAAAAUCGGAAUAUAACUAAUUUGUAUAAAAGAAUUCUUGAUCGAAUGAAAAAUAAUAUGCAAAUAAGUAACCUAAAUUAUACCCCACCAAAUACACUAAUCUUUCAGUGAAAAUCUCAUCAAAGAACUUUGGCCAUUUUAGCCCAGAGACAAAAACUGUAAAAAUAAUUCAAUGAGUCAUGUAAUUUAAUCAAAUGAUGGUAUAAAAAGGAGUUAUUUUGAAAUUGCAAACACUUAUGUUUUAUUUAUACAGUAUAUCCCCUUCUGAAAUUGUUUUUGCAAUUCUUAGGUGCUGUUGAUAUGGUAUGGUGCUGAGUUUCAAAUAUUUUGAAUAUGUUUAAUUGUAUUUAAAAAAAUUAAAAAUAUAAAAGACUUUUCAGCAAGUAUCAAGAGUUGGAGUUGCAGGAUUAGCACCUUGUGGUGGUCCAUAUAGAACAAAAAGAAAGUUUAAUUACAUUUACAUAAAUGAGCAUUAAUAUUCAGUUUUCUUCAUAUUGCUCGUAUUUAAUUAAUUAUUAUAAAUAUUACAUAAAUUAUUAAAAAAUACUAUGGUAAUUAGUACUCAACAAUAAAAUAUGCUGUUUUAUCUUUCAAUAUUAAGUAUGUUUUUAUUCAAAGCACAAGGAGGGUCGUUGAGCUUCAGCCUCUACAUCACCCCAUUGCAAUGAAUGAAAAGAUUUGAAUCUAUAGUUUAUAAGUGCAGCUGAUAAGUUAUUUUACCUUAAAAACAAGGUAAAAGAUGUUACUUGAGUUAUAUUGGUUUUAGUAAGAAAUCCCAAAAUUUGUGUAGGGAAAAAAAAAAAAAGUUUUCCAUAACUUUUGAGGAAAUGGUUAAUUGCAAUUUUGGAAAAAAUUGUUUUCUUGAUCAAACAGUAAGAGAUCUUGAGGUUUUAAAAUUUUAUCAAAUUUCCCAUAGAUGUUGCCCCAAAUUACUCAUGGUCUCUAAUGUAUUUUUUGUUUCCUAAAUUAGAAUAAAUACUACUUUUUACUUUCUCGUACUUUCUUUGUACUUUAUAAUCGUGCCCUGGAAA